This is a messenger RNA of Capronia coronata CBS 617.96, 1017 nucleotides long. Its product is annotated as pyrroline-5-carboxylate reductase. Lineage: Eukaryota; Fungi; Ascomycota; Eurotiomycetes; Chaetothyriales; Herpotrichiellaceae. Gene Ontology annotation, biological process: L-proline biosynthetic process. The coding region runs from base 1 to 1017 and encodes 338 amino acids. The transcript has 2 exons. The record is from RefSeq and is a predicted model, not a curated record. Gene Ontology annotation, molecular function: pyrroline-5-carboxylate reductase activity.
AUGGCAGCAGCUCUCCGUGCGCUGAACGGCGCCAAUGGCGCAGACACCAGCAGACCAGAAAUGACCUUGACCAUGCUCGGAUGCGGCACCUUGGGUACUGCGAUCCUGUCCGGUGUUCUAGCCUCCUUAACCGAAGCCUCAACCAACCCGUCCCCUGAUUCCGCGACGGCAACACCUACCACCGAAGGCCCGCCUGCGCGCACGCCUAACAAGUUCAUCGCCUGUGUCCGCCGACCUCAGUCAGCGAAGCGUAUCAAACUCGCCGUCCAGGACUACCGGCCCGAUGUCACAGUUCUGCAGAACGAGAAUGUCAAAGGUGUCAUCGCCGCUGAUGUGGUCAUCCUGGGUUGCAAGCCAUACAUGGUUGCGGACAUUCUACAAGAGGAGGGCAUGAAAGAGGCCCUUGCAGGCAAACUCCUGAUCUCUAUAUGCGCCGGCGUCCCCGUGGAGCAGAUUGGCCGAGCCAUGUAUGGACCAGAAUAUCCAAAGGAUCUCCCCUCCAACGCAUGCCGGAUCGUGCGCGUUAUGCCUAACACCGCAGCCAUUGUGCGGGAGUCGAUGACCGUUAUUGCGACGACGACACCGCCUCUGCCGUCAGAGCUCUCUUCUGUCGUGGAAUGGAUCUUUACCAGGAUCGGUCGGGUAGUCCACCUCCAGCCUUCGAUGAUGGAUGUAUGUACAGCACUGUGCGGUUCGGGGCCGGCUUUUUUGGCUCUGAUGCUCGAGUCUCUCGCGGACGGUGCUGUCGCCAUGGGUCUGCCGCGGGCGGAGGCACAGUUGAUGGCGGCGCAGACAAUGCGUGGGACGGCCGGUAUGGUGCUUGCCGGCGAGCACCCCGCCCUUGUACGAGAAAAGGUCAGCACCCCGGGUGGAUGCACCAUUGGUGGUCUGUUGGUUUUGGAAGAGGGUGCGGUCAGAGGUACUGUUGCGCGGAGUAUCAGAGAGGCGACAGUCGUUGCGUCCGAGUUGGGCAAGGGAGUCAGUGGUGUGAACGGUACCCGAUUCCCGAAACAUUAG